CAAGAAACGAGGGUGAACGCAGACCCCAUCACUCCAUCCGUCAAAAUUCAAACAAAACUUUGGGAAACCUUACUGGAGGGGCUGGAAAAAUGGUUGUCGGUCUGAUUGUGAAAGCUGGGAUUGUAUAUGCCGUGAUCGUGGCCACUAGGAACUAUGGCGUUUGGGGCUCCCCGGAUGACACGCAGGAGGUGUAUGUGGAUGCGCGGGAUCAGAUCGAGCCGUACGCGGAUCAGGCUCGUCGCAAGCUCAAAAUGUGUCCGCCCAGGCCACCACCUCAGGGCCAGUGGGCUUUCUUCGGCGUCCAUUACUACAAUCAGUUUGUAAAGGCGGUUUUCGACGUCUUGAGUCUGGUUCCCUAUGGGCUGGCAGCCGUUUUCGAGAAGAUACCCUUCUACCUUCAGGCCAUUAGGGAAAGCAUUCGCAAGUAUCAGGAGCAGAAAAAGAAGGAGAUCAAGAUAUCCAAGGACCAGCUGGACGAAACGCCUUUAGUCCAGCGACCCAAGGGGGAACUGGUGCCGCACUGCAAGGACAAGAACUGUUCCCGGGCUCCGCUGAUCCCGCCGCACUGCCAGAAGCGUUACAACGACGAGUUCAUCUACGAGCCGCGUCCGGCCAAGAAGUCAUCGUGCAAGUGCAAGUGCAAGCAGCGCCAGCCCAAGCCUUGUCCCAAGGAGAAGCGCAAGUGCCCCCCACCCAAGGACUUGCCGCAAAAGGAGAAGGUGUGCCGAUGCCCGGGUGGGCCAAGAUGA
Drosophila bipectinata is the source of this 749-nucleotide messenger RNA. RefSeq lists its product as uncharacterized. Gene Ontology annotation, biological process: cristae formation. NCBI's taxonomy places the organism in Eukaryota, Metazoa, Arthropoda, Insecta, Diptera, Drosophilidae. The record is from RefSeq and is a predicted model, not a curated record. Gene Ontology annotation, cellular component: MICOS complex; mitochondrial crista junction.